Molecule: messenger RNA, 1230 nt
Organism: Cavia porcellus (domestic guinea pig)
Lineage: Eukaryota; Metazoa; Chordata; Mammalia; Rodentia; Caviidae
Gene: Sdf2
Product: stromal cell derived factor 2
Exons: 3
Coding region: 65-700 (211 amino acids)
Source: RefSeq, a predicted model, not a curated record
GCUUCCGGUUCCGGGGAGGGGCUAAAUUUUCUUCGAAGAUUAAGGUGUUUGAGGUCCCGCUAGGAUGGCUGUCGUACCUCUGUUGUUGUUCGGGGGUUUAUGGAACGCUGUGGGAGCAUCCAAUCUGGCUGUCGUUACUUGCGGUUCUGUGCUGAAGCUACUCAACACGCGCCAUAAUGUCCGACUUCACUCACACGACGUGCGCUAUGGGUCAGGCAGUGGGCAGCAGUCAGUGACAGGUGUAACCUCUGUGGAUGACAGCAAUAGUUAUUGGAGGAUUCGGGGGAAGACUGCCACAGUGUGUGAAAGAGGAACCCCUGUCAAAUGUGGCCAGCCCAUUCGGCUGACACAUGUCAACACUGGUCGGAACCUCCAUAGUCACCAUUUUACUUCGCCUCUUUCCGGAAACCAGGAAGUGAGUGCUUUUGGUGAGGAAGGUGAAGGUGAUUAUCUAGAUGACUGGACAGUGCUCUGUAAUGGGCCUUAUUGGGUGAGAGAUGGUGAGGUGAGGUUUAAACAUUCUUUCACCGAAGUACUGCUGUCUGUCACGGGAGAACAAUAUGGUCGACCCAUCAGUGGACAAAAAGAAGUACAUGGCAUGGCUCAGCCAAGCCAAAACAACUAUUGGAAAGCCAUGGAAGGCAUCUUCAUGAAGCCCAGUGAGUUGUUGAAGGCAGAAGCCCACCAUGCAGAGCUAUGAAUCCAGAGGUGCCAAGCCAUGUCAUUAUACAGUAUUCAUUGACAUCUGUUGCUGCUUCACCCACGGAUCCUUGCCACACAUCACUUGGGCAGUGGCUAUGCCCCCAUGGAGAUGAAGAUGCACAAUCAAAAGCAAUGGCUGUGUUUGGAAGCUGCAGCCCUUCACCUUGGAAUUGGUUGUUCUCCCAGACUUGAGUCAGCUCUGAGUAGAGGACUUGCUGGUAAAGCACAGAUGCUUUCUAUUCAUAUUGAUAUAAGAAGCUAUGAAAAUUUCUUCCUACUAGGAGAUUUUUUCUCCUCAGGUGCUUGGCAUCAUGGAGUUUUUUGUUACAAUUUUUUUUCCCAGUAUAUAUUACCAGUAUAUAACGACAGCAUUUAUUGUAGGGAGUUGAUACAUGUACAUAAUACAUCUUAAGUCUUCUUACAUUCCCUUCCCCUCGCCUCUUUCUGUUUUUUGGUAUAGAUUGUUAAUGUGUGUGAAUUCCCUUCUAUUUUUCUUUCUCUAAAAUGAUAAAAAUUUAUUGUCAGUUA